This is a messenger RNA of Cladophialophora bantiana CBS 173.52, 4956 nucleotides long. RefSeq lists its product as uncharacterized. The record is from RefSeq and is a predicted model, not a curated record. Gene Ontology annotation, molecular function: protein binding. Bases 1 to 4956 code for a protein of 1651 amino acids. The transcript has a single exon. Lineage: Eukaryota; Fungi; Ascomycota; Eurotiomycetes; Chaetothyriales; Herpotrichiellaceae.
AUGGUAUAUUAUCCCGGCUCAACGUCUCCGAGUCCAUCUAAUCAGGUUGUGUUGCAGUUAGGGAAACUGCGCUCCAGAGUCUCUUACCGAAACAAGCGGCAGAGUGACCAUGCGAAUACCUCUUUAGGUCGCGCUGAAGAUAACUUGGCAACCGAUUCUUCUUCGGACCAUGCUCGACGGGAGAGUUCCGGUCCCGUUGUGACUCUUUCCGCCCAUCGUCUUUUCAAUACGAGUUCGACUACAGGCAAUGAUGGAGAUGGAUCCUCCUUUGCAAGCUAUGACGCUCAUGCCCUUGGUCUCCAUGUCAUAUAUGAGCCAGAUACGAGACCAAUCGCCGAUAUUAUCUUUGUACAUGGUCUCGGCGGCCACAGUUAUAAGACAUGGUGCAAAGACCGCAAUUUGCAGCACUUCUGGCCCGGGUUAUGGCUCUCGAAAGACCCCAAAAUUGGAAAGGCGAGGUUGUUCACCUACGGUUAUGACUCUCAACUCCUCGGCCCCAAAAGUGUGUCAAAUAUCAUGGGUUUCGCAAGGUCGCUCUUGUUCGACAUGCGGUACAGCAGGGGCAAUCAGGAAAACAGCACUAGGAUCGGCGACGCACCUAUAAUCUUUGUCGCUCAUUCUAUGGGUGGCCUUGUCGUUAAGAAAGCUUAUCUGAUGGCUCAGAACGAUCAGAAUUGUACACAAAUCGCCCACUCGAUCCUGGGAAUCAUUUUUCUGUCAACGCCUCAUCGGGGGUCGAAUCUCACCCUCGCGCUGAACCUGAUCCUGAGGGCCACACUUCAGUCGGAAAAAUCCUUUAUCAAAGAACUGGAACGAAACUCUUCGGCCAUUGAGGACAUCAACGACCAAUUCCGCCAUGUUGCAUCGAAACUUUCGAUUGUUUCAUUUUACGAGGAGCAUCCCACUCUUAUAUUGAGACGGCCUCUAAUGAUCGUCCGCAAGGAUUCUGCUAUCUUGGGCUACCAGAAUGAAGAGUCAAGAGGUCUACCUGCUGACCACCACACCAUUUGCAAAUUCGCCAGUGACGAGGAUCCGAAAUUUAGAAUAGUCAGAGACACUUUGAAAGGUCUUGUGGAGAAGCUAGACACUCUCCGAGCACCUGAUGUCGGGAUUCCCAAGACCAACGAAGAUAUUAGAAAGAUUCUGGGUCUCUCACGCAGUCCGGUCGAGGACUUCAACACCCUCCGCAAACGCUGGAUGGUAGGAAGCUGUGAAUGGUUCCUCCAGGAUCCUGGCAUUCAGGACUGGCUUGCAGACCUUUCCGGUUCUCAUCUGAUAUGGUACAAUGCACCGCCUGCGAACGGCAAGUCAGUCCUCUCAAGCUACGUCAUCCAAUACCUUCAGUCGAAUGACCACCAUUGUCAGUAUUAUUUCUUCAACUUCGGAGAUCAAACGAGACGAUCAAUAAGUGGGAUGCUGAAGUCACUGGCGUAUCAGAUAUCUUCAAUUAUGCCUGAGUAUGGGAAGGAGAUAGUCACAACCUGCACAGAAGGCAUUCGAUUGGACGAGGACAGCUACCACUUUCUGUGGCAGAAACUGUUCGAGAAUCUCUUCUUCUGCAAAACUUCCCCCCGCCCACUUUUCUGGGUCAUCGAUGGCCUGGAUGAAUCCGAAUCACCCCAGAUGGUCAUAGAACUGUUGGAAGACCUUCUUUCACAUUCACGUAUCCAAAUGAAGGUUCUGGUCACUAGCCGGAGGACAGAAGCACUUACACUAAAGUUCAGAAAGCUCGAGCGUCUACCAAAAGUCAACGUAAUCGACGGUGAAGAUCAGACUCACAAUGACCAAGACAUCAAGCUAGUCGUUGACAGGGAACUCGAAUAUCUGCACGGAAGCGCGGCUCUUAAGGGACAACUUCAGAAAGAGAUUUUGCAACGGGCAAGAGGCAACUUUCUGUGGGUGAAUCUUGUGCUUGAGGAGCUUCACAAGUGCCAAACCGAAAGAGAGAUUCGGGCCGCCUUAGAACAAAUACCCGAGAAUAUGACGAACAUGUACGCGCGAAUGCAACUUGCGAUUAUCGAAAAUCCCAACGAGCAGCGGGUCCAGUUAGCAAAACAAUUACUUCAAUGGGUGGCUUGUGUCCCUCGUCCCUUAACCUUAGAUGAGUUACGAGACGCCAUCAGCAAAGAUUACCCUGAUGUCCUGGAUCUAAAGAAGGCCGUUCGAGACGUUUGUGGCCAGUUCAUUCUCAUCGACAGCACGAGCCAUGUCACGACAAUCCAUCAAACUGCGCGCGACUUUCUGACAAAAUCUUCAAACAGUGUGAUCGCAACCAAUCGCCAAAGUGCAAACAGCAUGGUCCUGGUGAAAAGUCUCUCUAGUCUAAGCAAUUCGUCCACUCGUGCCACGGCUCUCGGUGCGAGGGAAGACAUGUCGGUCCGGAAAGAGCUUGAAGCUCAGCAGCCUUUUGCCUUUUAUGCCGCCAAUUCGUGGUUCUACUACCUUGACGAUGCUGGCCUUGUUUCGGAGGAGGGGCUGGAAGCGCUGGAGAGGUUCUUCAGCAGUCCCCAUGUCCUCGACUGGAUCUACAUUCUCGCGAUCCUCGACCAAGUCGGCACGUUGGCCAGAGCUGGAAAUGCUCUGUCAACCUUUGUUUCCAGCAACCGUAAGCACAAUCGCCACCGAAAUCCGAUGCUCCAUCGACUACCUACACUUGAGUUCCUGGGAAACUGGGGUUUAGACUUGAUGAGGAUAACAGCAAAAUAUAACAAACACCUCACCACCCAACCUUAUGCCGUCUAUGAGAUAAUUCCAGCUUUAUGUCCGCCGAAUUCCAUGAUCAACCGCCAAUUCCACCACCGCAAGAAGUCAAAGAUCACGGUAUGCGGUCAAAAUGAGUCGUGGACUGACGUAUUUGCUCGUUUCUCACUUCCUCAGGACGAAACAGUUUCGAAGAUAGUGUCUUCGGGACCUCAUCUGGCAGUGUUUACUCAUGGCGGCAUUGCGCAUAUAUGGAGCUCCACCGAUUUUAGCGAGGUGUGCGCACUCCGCCAUGGUGAACCUGCGAUUGAUAUUUGCAUGAAUAACAGAGGUGACGUGCUUGUGACCUACGGGUUGAGGACAACAAUAGUCUGGGACAUCCCUGCAGGCACCAUCCGUCUGCGGGCAUCAAACCCAGGAAACAGCAAAGCAAUGUCGCUAGCUUUUGCAAUGAAUGAGCAGCGAGUCCUGGCUGCGACAGAUGACAGCUCGGUCAGGUACUUGGAGAUAACAGAAAACGGAGCGACAUGGAAAGUUCUCAAUAGGUCCCUACUCAAAGAGAACCCUCAGUCCGACUCAACAAUUAUCAACAGCCCGAGUUUCAUAAAAUUCAACACAACCGGUACGCAGGUUGCAGUCUGCUAUAGGUCGUUUCCUCUCACAGUCUGGGACUUGAACAGAGCGACGUUUAUCAGACGGUGCUUGAGACCAGUCGCUAGCGCAGACCCAGCUUUGGUUUCUCCGCAAACUUGGUUUCCCGUAGAACUCUUCGCAUGGAAUCCUGUCACUGGUCACAUCAUUGGCUGGUACAAGGGCAACAAUCUUUUCAAAUGGCAUCCGGUGACAGACGACAUUCAUGAAGUCUCCGCCUGUGUCGACGGGUUGGCCUCAAGUCCGAACGGGAAAGUUUUUGUGACGAGUGACAGCAAUGGCGUGGUCAAGCUCUGGAACUUUGAAUCUUUCAGCGUCAUAUACCAACUUUCGUCGGGAGACUUGGUCAGUGGGUUAUCCUUCAGCUCAGACUCCAUGCGGUUUUAUGAUGUCCGAGGAUCGACUGUCACUGCAUGGGAACCCAGUGGCUUGCCUCAGCUUGUAGGCUCAGAAGAGACUUUCGAUGAUGCCGCUAGUGAUGAACGGCAUGGUGCAACCAUUUCUAAUGUAUCCGAGGCGAAUGCCCCACAAUAUCCAACUCUCACUGCCCUCUCUACAGCUCCAGGUGGACUAUGGUACUCGGCUGGUAAUGAUGACGGCGAGGUUUAUCUCGCGGAUGUCCAAGCCACGUUUCGGAUUGAGCUUACACGCUUCCACAGCUUUCAAUGUGUUGGUCAUCUCGUCUGGAGUCCAAGUGGCGGAAUCAUUGCUGCAGCCGAUCUGGCAGCCGACGUCCGAAUAAUUCAGAUCGAAAAUACUCGUUCCAUAUGUCUCAAACCAACAGAUGUUCGGCUUUUACAACGUCCAAAGUUGGCACUUGAAGGACGUGCUAUACAUCAAAUGCUACUCGAUUUCUCGUCACGAUUGCUUCUCGUUAUCAGCGACAAUCUUGCCCAAACCUGGGACAUUGUUGACUGCAGCAUAAAGACCUCUGCCCCUAUGGACUGUGCUGCUCAACAGGGUUGGUUGAACCAUCCCACCAAUCACGAGCUAUUCUUGGGGGUUGGACCAGAACACAUCAGGAUAUAUCAAUGGUCCAACUUACAACAAACGCACUAUUUCAGGUUCAACAACGCAGUGGAGUCUCUCGUGAGACAGCCAGGCUCCAUCCCUCAGUUGGACAAGACACUGCAAGUGACUGAUCUGUCAAUCUCGAGACAAGAAUCUGUGACAAGAAUCCACAAAGUCAUGCUCACACAAGAUCUCAAGCACAUUCUGGUAUUUCUUAAGGACUACGUGUCGAACAGUAGUGUUCUGAAAAAACUUCUUAUUGUACAAGUGGAAUCACUGAAUACAGCUACAGACAAUGGAGAGGGAAUCGCGCUCGAGUACCUGCGGAUUGCGAACGAUCUGACCGAGAAACUUGAAGCACCUUUGGGCAUUUUGCCGGGCCAUCAGUUGAUCUUUCUCGAUCGAGACUUAUGGGUCUGUUCCAUCAGCCUAACCCGACCAAAAGAUGUGGAUUCGCUACUACGUCACUACUUCAUCCCAAGGGGUUGGACUAGGGCUGAAGAUCUCGUGCUAUGCACCAUGUUACGAGAUGGGACAUUAUUCUGUAUCCAGGAAGGCAAUAUCGUGACAAUCAGGAGCAAUCUUGGAGUAUAG